AUGGAACCUGGACGAUGGACUGGGUCGGCUGCCGACUACGCACGGGCGGCGUCGCUGCCAAACCUCCUCCAAGGCAAGGUGCUCAAUGAGCAUGUAGAGCCUCAGUGGAGUUCAGACGGCACGCGGCUGUGGUAUUUGUGGCAGGUUGCGUUGGAUGGCCGCAACGAAGUGUGCGUCGUCGACGUGCAUACUGGCGAGUCGCUCGUGGACAACGAUCGCUAUAUGCGAACUAUAUAG
Messenger RNA from Aphanomyces astaci, 237 nucleotides. RefSeq lists its product as hypothetical. The record is from RefSeq and is a predicted model, not a curated record. The coding region runs from base 1 to 237 and encodes 78 amino acids. Lineage: Eukaryota; Oomycota; Saprolegniomycetes; Saprolegniales; Verrucalvaceae. The transcript is spliced from 2 exons.